Eubalaena glacialis (North Atlantic right whale) is the source of this 1696-nucleotide messenger RNA. It is a transcript of the gene CDC6, whose product is annotated as cell division cycle 6. Gene Ontology annotation, cellular component: nucleus. Gene Ontology annotation, biological process: DNA replication initiation; cell division; mitotic DNA replication checkpoint signaling. Bases 14 to 1696 code for a protein of 560 amino acids. Gene Ontology annotation, molecular function: ATP hydrolysis activity; DNA replication origin binding. The transcript has 11 exons. The record is from RefSeq and is a predicted model, not a curated record. Lineage: Eukaryota; Metazoa; Chordata; Mammalia; Artiodactyla; Balaenidae.
CUGUGUUGCCAUCAUGCCUCAAACCCGCUCCCAGUCACAGGCUACAAUCAGUUUUCCAAAAAAGAAACAGCCUCGGACAUUGGACAAAGCUAAAAACUCCAGUGACACCAAACUAGAACUGACAAAUGUCCAGGCCAUACCCCGUUCUCCUUGUGCGAAAAUUCUGCCUCUUAGCCCCAGAAAACGUCUGGGUGACGACAACCUGUGUAACACUCCCCGUUUACCUCCCUGUUCUCCACCAAAGCAAAGCAAGAAAGAAAAUGGUCCCCCUCGCUCACGUACAUCUAAGGGGCGCAGAUUGGUAUUUGACAAUCAGCUGACAACUGAGUCUCCUAGCAAAAGAGAACAAGCCAGAGUUCACCAAAACAAAAUACGUUCCUCAGUUCCAAAAGGUCAAGACAUCGCAACAAAUUCUGAGCAGAGAUGUCCACUGGAGAAAGAAUCUGCAUGUCUGAGACUUCUCAAGCAAGAAGGCACUUGCUACCAGCAAGCAAAGCAGCUUCUGACGACAGCUGUCCCAGAUCAGCUGCCUGCCAGGGAAAAGGAGAUGGAUGUCAUCAGAAAUUUCCUGAGGGAGCACAUCUGUGGGAAGAAAGCUGGAAGUCUUUAUCUUUCUGGUGCUCCUGGAACUGGAAAAACUGCCUGCUUAAGCCGAAUUCUGCAAGACCUCAAGAAGGAACUGAAAGGCUUUAAAACUAUCAUGCUGAAUUGCAUGUCCUUGAGGAGUGCCCAGGCUGUAUUCCCAGCCAUUGCUCAGGAGAUUUGUCAGGAAGAAGUAUCCAGGCCAGCUGGGAAGGACAUAAUGAGGAAACUGGAAAACCAUAUGACUGCGGAGAAGGGCCCCAUGAUUGUGUUGGUGUUGGACGAGAUGGACCAGCUGGACAGCAGAGGGCAGGAUGUAUUGUACACACUGUUUGAAUGGCCAUGGCUAAGCACUUCUCGGUUGGUGCUGAUUGGUAUUGCUAAUACCCUGGAUCUCACAGACAGAAUUCUGCCGAGGCUUCAAGCUAGAGAAAAAUGUAAGCCACGGCUGCUGAACUUCCCACCUUAUACCAAAAAUCAGAUAGCCACUAUCCUGCAGGAUCGACUUAAUCAGGCAUCUAAAGAUCAGGUCCUGGACAAUGCUGCCAUUCAGUUCUGUGCCCGCAAAGUCGCUGCUGUUUCGGGAGAUGUUCGCAAAGCGCUAGAUGUUUGCAGGAGAGCUAUUGAAAUUGUAGAGUCGGAUGUCAAAAGCCAGACUAUCCUCAAACCACUGUCUGAAUGUAAAUCACCCUCUGAGCCACUGGUUCCCAAGCGGGUUGGUGUUAUUCACAUAUCACAAGUCAUUUCGGAAGUUGAUGGAAACAGAAUGACUUUGAGCCGAGAAGGAGCACAAGAUUCCUUCCCUCUUCAGCAGAAGAUCUUGGUCUGCUCUUUGCUGCUCUUGACCAGGCAGUUGAAAAUCAAAGAGGUCACUCUGGGGAAGUUAUAUGAAGCCUAUAGUAACGUCUGUCGCAAACAGCAGGUGGCAGCUGUGGACCAGUCAGAGUGUUUGUCACUUUCAGGGCUCUUGGAGGCCAGAGGCAUUUUCGGAUUAAAGAAAAACAAGGAAAUGCGCUUCGCAAAGGUGUCUCUGAAGAUUGAAGAGAAGGAAAUAGAGCAUGCUCUGAAAGACAAAGCUUUAGUUGGAAAUAUCUUAGCUACUGGAUUGCCUUAA